AUGACGCCCGAGGCCGUCUUCGAGAAGUUCGACACGGACAACAGCGGGCGCAUCAACCUCGAGGAGUUCAAGAUCAUGCUCGGCAAGCUCAAGAUCAACAUGUCGUCCGCGAAGGCGCUCAAGUACUUCAAGAUGUGCGACGCGGACGACAGCGGCGAGAUCGACUUCGACGAGUUCAAGGUGGCGCUCUUCGCCUGCGACCCCAACGGGGGGAACCCCAUCGGCUUCAGCCCCAACGCCCUCCUCAUGCCCCAGGACGCCUUUGAGAUGUUCGACGAGGACGGCACGGGCACGAUCAACGAAGACGAGUUCUUCUUCGUGCUCGAGUACCUCAAGCUGGACGUGUCGGACCAGAAGCAGGAGCAGAUGUUCCUGAAAUACGACAAGGACGGCAGCGGCGAGAUCGACUACGCCGAGUUCCGCCAGAUCUGGCUC
Aureococcus anophagefferens is the source of this 435-nucleotide messenger RNA. RefSeq lists its product as hypothetical. The transcript has a single exon. The record is from RefSeq and is a predicted model, not a curated record. Lineage: Eukaryota; Pelagophyceae; Pelagomonadales; Pelagomonadaceae. Gene Ontology annotation, molecular function: calcium ion binding. The annotation marks the transcript as partial.